AUGCAGCUCGGAAGCAUCCUCACCCUCCUCUGCCUCAGCAGCGGCGCCCUCUCCUUCAAGGUCCGCGCAUUCACAGACCCAGGUUGCAAGGGCGACGCAAAGGAAGUCAACAUCUACGACAACACCUGCAAAGGCUCGGGUCUUCCCAAGACACAGUCCUUCCGUGUCCUGUCCUACGGAGCUCAUCGUCAGCGUGCUGGGUUUUACUCGGACGGCUCUUGCAAUGCCCUAGGCCGGGGAUGGGUCGACUACUGGGCUGAUGGCGGCAGCAAUGUCUUCAGGAAAGACGACUGUGUCGACCUUGGAUUUGGGGCGUACUCGAUGGGAUCUCGCUCUGCUUGA
Molecule: messenger RNA, 342 nt
Organism: Aspergillus versicolor CBS 583.65
Lineage: Eukaryota; Fungi; Ascomycota; Eurotiomycetes; Eurotiales; Aspergillaceae
Exons: 1
Coding region: 1-342 (113 amino acids)
Source: RefSeq, a predicted model, not a curated record